GUCAGGAGCGGAGGUUGUGGUUUAAACGCUGGCUUUCACCGUGGGGUUAUUAUGUGGAGCCGUGUGCACGAAGUCAUCAUCUCUUUCGGAUUUUGAAUGCUUCCAGUGCUCUCCUUUGGUAACGUGAUUUGAAGCUUUCGUGAGGAUGGAAAACAAGGAGGAAUCCAUCUGCAGCUCCGUCAGCGACCUUACCUGGGAGCAGGUGAGCCGGCUGAAUGAAGUCCUCACAGAGGUCGUUCCCGUUCACGGACGAGGGAACUUCCCCACCCUAGAGGUGCAGCUGAAAGACAUAGUGGCACGGGUGCGGACUCACCUGGAGCUGAGCGGCAUCCGAGUGAAGGACAUCCGUCUCAACGGCUCCACCGCCAGCCACGUCCUGGUGCAGGACAUCGGCUGGAGCUACAAAGACCUGGAUUUCAUCUUCAGGGUGGACCUCCCCACCGAGGCGGAGUUCAGGCUGGUUAAGGAUGUUGUUUUGGGAAUCCUGCUGGACUUUCUGCCGGAGGGCGUGAACAAGGAGAAAAUCACUCCCAUGACUCUGAAGGACGUGUACGUCCAGAAGCUGGUGAAGGUCAACACGGAGCAGGACCGCUGGAGCCUCAUCUCGCUGUCAAACAACAACGGCCGCAACGUGGAGCUGAAGUUCGUCGACUCGAUACGCCGACAGUUCGAGUUCAGCGUGGACUCCUUUCAGAUUGUGCUGGACUCCAUCCUCUCCCACUACGAGCAGACGCAGCCGGACAUGUCUGAGGCCUUUCACCCUGCCGUCAGAGGGGAGAGCAUGUACGGAGACUUCAACGCCGCGCUCGGCCACCUGCGCGGCAAGCUCAUCGCCACGAAGAGACCAGAGGAGAUCCGUGGUGGGGGGCUGCUUAAGUACUGCAACCUGCUGGUGCGGGACUUUCAGCCGGCCAAUCAGGAGGAGUUCAAGGCCCUGGAGAGGUACAUGUGCUCCCGCUUCUUCAUAGACUUCCCCGACAUUGGAGAGCAGCAGCGCAAAGUGGAGGCUUACCUGAUGAGCCACUUCAUCGGCGAGGAGAAGAGCAAGUAUGACUACCUCCAGAUCCUACGGAAGGUCGUUAACGAGAGCACCGUGUGCCUCAUGGGCCACGAGCGGCGGCAGACCCUCCACCUCCUCUCGCUAAUGGCCUUCAGGGUGCUGGCGGAGCAGAGCGCCAUCCCAGACGCUUCCUGCGUCACCUGCUACUACCAGCCGGCGCCGUACAUCAGAGACCACAACUUCAGCAACUACUACGUGGCCAACCAGAACAUUCCAACAUGGCUGCCGUGUAACUGACGAGACAAACGGGUCACUGGACGACUCGACCGCAGCUACUGCUUUUCAAGAGGGAAGGAACUGAUUUGAGAAAAAAAAGAUUCAGAAAAAAAUAUUAAAAGAGGGGAAAAAAUGUCAGAAAAAAAAAAACCACAGUGGCAAUAAAUGCGACGUUUCUCUUAAGGCACAUUUUCAGUGGACAAGUUUGUUUUUUUUUUUGUUUUUUUUUUUGCAUUCUUUCUCAUUCCUUUUCUGCAGAGGUGUUAACGUUUUUAAGUGUUAUUUUUGAAUCUUUCUGGGUGUAUACCUUUAAUCUUAGUGGAGACGUUUGUGCCUUAACCUCUAGCUGUCAGGUUCACCCCUCCAGAGUUAUGAGUAUGGAUUGUUGUUAGAAGAAAAUGGAAAAUUAAAUGCUGUAGCCUUCAGUUUGGGUUCCUUGUUUAAAAAA
Cyprinodon variegatus (sheepshead minnow) is the source of this 1724-nucleotide messenger RNA. RefSeq names its product family with sequence similarity 46 member C (gene tent5c). The transcript has 2 exons. Gene Ontology annotation, molecular function: RNA binding; poly(A) RNA polymerase activity. Lineage: Eukaryota; Metazoa; Chordata; Actinopteri; Cyprinodontiformes; Cyprinodontidae. The record is from RefSeq and is a predicted model, not a curated record. Gene Ontology annotation, biological process: mRNA stabilization. The coding region runs from base 146 to 1297 and encodes 383 amino acids.